Messenger RNA from Engraulis encrasicolus (European anchovy), 816 nucleotides. RefSeq names its product putative nuclease HARBI1. NCBI's taxonomy places the organism in Eukaryota, Metazoa, Chordata, Actinopteri, Clupeiformes, Engraulidae. The transcript is spliced from 4 exons. Bases 1 to 816 code for a protein of 271 amino acids. The record is from RefSeq and is a predicted model, not a curated record.
AUGGCCUGUCCAUUUCUGGAUGAGGACAUUGUGGAUGAAGGGGCAAACAUAGUCCGCAGGGCACUCAUUCCACCUGUACCUAGAGUAUUUAGGAACAGGAAUGAUCCCUUAGCUGCCUCUGAUGAUUAUCUCUAUGGAAGAUACAGGUUCAGUCGGCAGGGCCUUGUAUACCUGACCAACCUGCUAGAUCCUUACAUUGCUAAGUACACCCGGCGCAGCAGAGCCCUUUCCUCUGUGCAGUCUGUCUGCAUUGGCCUGCGAUUUUUUGCGUCGGGUACAUUUCUGUACACUAUAGGUGACGCAGAGGGACUGGCAAAGGCAACUGUGUGCAGGGAAAUCCGUAAGGUGUACCUUGCCUUAAAAGCACACAUGAAUUUCUUCAUCACCUUCCCAGGACAUCUUCCAGAGCAGAGGAUAAAGGAAGCUUUCUUUUCCGUUGCUGGCUUUCCAAAUGUCCUGGGUGCAAUAGAUUGCACCCAUGUGAAAAUUAUAGCCCCUCCAGGUCCCGAAGAGAGGGAUUACAUCAACCGAAAACGGUUUCACAGCCUUAAUAUUCAGAUGAUCUGCGAUGCCAGCUUCCUGAUCACGAACAUUGAGGCCAGAUGGCCUGGAUCUGCCCACGAUGCCCUUAUUUACAGGGCAUGGGAGUUCAAUGGGAUCCUGCUGGGGGACAGGGGCCCCUCUUCCUCACCUCCUGAUUCCAUAUUCAGAUCCGGGGACAGCUUCAGAGAGGGCAUUCAAUCUGUCACACAACCGCACAAGGGCCCGCGUGGAGAUGAUGUUUGGGCAACUGAAAUCUCGCUUCAGGUGCCUUAA